CCGCCCAGCGGCGACUCCCUCUCCAGCGCUUCCACUUCUCACUCGGACCAUUCUGCUCACACCAAAUCUGUUUCCGCUCUAUCAUCUGAUUCGGUCUCCACCUCGGCAGACAACUUCUCUCCAGAUUUAAGGGUCCUGAGGGAAUCUAAUAAAUUGGCUGAAAUGGAAGAACCACCUUUGCUACCAGGAGAAACCAUUAAAGACAUGGCUAAGGAUGUUACUUACAUCUGCCCCUUCACUGGAGCAAUCAGAGGGACCCUUACUGUUACCAAUUAUAGACUGUAUUUUAAAAGCAUGGAACGGGACCCUCCUUUUGUCCUAGAUGCAUCUUUAGGUGUAAUCAACAGAGUGGAGAAAAUUGGAGGUGCUUCCAGUCGCGGUGAGAAUUCAUACGGGCUGGAGAUUGUAUGCAAGGAUAUUCGAAACUUGCGAUUUGCUCAUAAGCCUGAAGGGAGAACUAGACGAUCCAUAUUCGAGAACCUAAUGAAAUAUGCUUUCCCAGUUUCGAAUAAUCUGCCACUUUUUGCAUUUGAGUACAAAGAGGUUUUCCCAGAAAAUGGAUGGAAGGUGUAUGACCCCACUUGGGAGUACAGAAGACAGGGAAUUCCUAAUGAAAGCUGGAGGUUGACCAAGAUUAAUGAGCGCUAUGAGCUGUGUGAUACAUACCCUGCCAUUCUAGCUGUGCCUGUAAACAUUCCCGAUGAAGAAUUAAAGAGAGUAGCAUCUUUCAGAUCAAGAGGACGCAUACCAGUAUUGUCAUGGAUUCACCCAGAAAGUCAAGCAACGAUCACUCGCUGUAGCCAACCAAUGGUGGGAGUGAGUGGCAAGCGAAGCAAGGAAGAUGAAAAAUAUCUUCAAGCCAUCAUGGAUUCUAAUGCUCAGUCCCAUAAAAUCUUCAUAUUUGAUGCAAGGCCUAGUGUGAAUGCUGUAGCCAAUAAGGCUAAAGGAGGGGGCUAUGAGAGCGAGGAUGCCUAUCAGAAUGCAGAAUUAGUGUUCCUGGACAUUCACAAUAUUCAUGUUAUGAGAGAGUCGCUGAGAAAACUGAAAGAAAUUGUGUAUCCCAAUAUCGAGGAGACUCACUGGCUGUCUAAUUUAGAGUCAACUCACUGGCUAGAGCAUAUCAAGCUUAUUCUCGCCGGAGCCCUUCGGAUCGCUGACAAGGUGGAGUCAGGGAAGACGUCUGUAGUUGUACACUGCAGUGAUGGCUGGGACCGGACAGCCCAGCUCACCUCUCUCUCUCUGCUCAUGUUAGAUGGCUACUACCGAACUAUCAGGGGCUUUGAAGUGCUAGUGGAGAAGGAGUGGCUGAGCUUCGGCCACAGAUUUCAGCUGAGAGUUGGCCAUGGAGAUAAGAAUCAUGCAGACGCAGAUCGCUCUCCUGUCUUCCUCCAGUUCAUCGACUGUGUCUGGCAAAUGACAAGACAGUUUCCUACAGCAUUUGAGUUCAACGAGUACUUCCUGAUAACCAUCCUGGAUCACCUGUACAGCUGUUUGUUUGGGACCUUCCUGUGCAGCAGUGAGCAGCAGAGAGUGAAGGAGAGCCUUCCAAAAAAGACCGUGUCGCUUUGGUCUUACAUCAACAGCCAGCUGGAAGACUUCACUAACCCCUUGUACGUGAGCUACUCCAACCACGUCCUGUAUCCCGUGGCCAGCAUGCGCCACCUCGAGCUGUGGGUCGGCUACUACAUCCGCUGGAACCCCAGGAUGAAACCGCAGGAACCUGUCCACAAUCGCUACAAGGAACUUCUUGCCAAGCGGGCUGAGCUGCAGAAGAAAGUGGAGGAACUGCAGAGAGAAAUCACCAACCGUUCCACCUCAUCCUCUGAGAGAGCUGGCUCUCCCGCACAGUGCGUCGCUCCUGUACAGACAGUUGUGUAAUACAGACUUUUUUUGCCGAGUACCUUCCCAGGACCAUGGGCGCAGCUUUUCUAAAACCCUCUGGAUUCCCAGCGUGGUGUCUGGGAGAUGCCAACC
Gavia stellata (red-throated loon) is the source of this 1974-nucleotide messenger RNA. RefSeq names its product myotubularin related protein 2 (gene MTMR2). Gene Ontology annotation, molecular function: phosphatidylinositol-3,5-bisphosphate 3-phosphatase activity. Gene Ontology annotation, biological process: dephosphorylation. Lineage: Eukaryota; Metazoa; Chordata; Aves; Gaviiformes; Gaviidae. The transcript has 15 exons. The record is from RefSeq and is a predicted model, not a curated record. The coding region runs from base 163 to 1878 and encodes 571 amino acids.